AUGACCGUGCAGGGGCUCAGGACUGUCACGUCUGCCCAGAACGGGGCCGGCGCUUUCAUCCUCCAAUGCAAACGCCUCGAUCUGCACUACAACCUCCAAGGCGCCAGUUCCCACGGCCUACGAACCUUUGUCCAAACCCUCCUCCCCAAGUUCGCACGGCAAUACCCCCAAAUCGAAUUCCGGGUCUCGCCGACCCCCAAAAAGCACCCUGUCGUACGCGGUCACUAUAUCAACGGCCGGGAGAAGCCGAUCUGUGUGCGGAACAUGCAGCCCAACGAAAUCCUGAAGAAGGUGAUCCUGCUGAAGGAGGCCAGCGGCGAGAAGAAUCGGCGGCAGUCGAAGCCCGUGCGCAGUCUCAACGAGAGCGUGCGUGGUAUCUGGUCGCCGUAUCAUGGUGAUUUGCGCGGUGUAUGA
Penicillium riverlandense is the source of this 414-nucleotide messenger RNA. RefSeq names its product mitochondrial 54S ribosomal protein mL43. Gene Ontology annotation, biological process: mitochondrial translation. Lineage: Eukaryota; Fungi; Ascomycota; Eurotiomycetes; Eurotiales; Aspergillaceae. The coding region runs from base 1 to 414 and encodes 137 amino acids. Gene Ontology annotation, molecular function: structural constituent of ribosome. The record is from RefSeq and is a predicted model, not a curated record. Gene Ontology annotation, cellular component: mitochondrial large ribosomal subunit. The transcript has 3 exons.